This is a messenger RNA of Caenorhabditis bovis, 1668 nucleotides long. The record is from the annotation of a GenBank genome assembly. Lineage: Eukaryota; Metazoa; Nematoda; Chromadorea; Rhabditida; Rhabditidae.
AUGUGUGGUCUGAGUGAGCUUGUCACGUCGUGUCUCACCUCGUCUAAACGGCUCAAUGGGGAAGAUGAAGAAGAGGAAGUCGAUUGUCCGACGUCGUCGAACGCCGUUCUUUGCAAUGGAAAAAGAAAGACGUCGUCGUCGUCGUCGACGCCGACAACAGCUCAACCGUUUCUGAGGGCCAGUCAGUUCACCGGUGUUCCGCCGACAAUCAGGUUUUACACGAAAGGAACCAAGGUGACGAAACCAUCCCGAAAAAUCACAAAUCGCCUAACCUGGUGUCACAAUAGCCUUCUUCCGAUUGUGAUGAGACAUACACUUGCCACUAGUCAUUUUACGAUUGUUGAUGAGACUUUUUUCUAUGUCGGCUAUUGGGGCCGACAUCUCAAAUCUCUGCAAUACCGCAAUCUGAGCCCGUAUCACAAAGUCAAUCAUUUCCCUGGGGCGUUUCAUAUCGGCCGAAAAGAUCGAUUGUGGAUGCAUAUCCGAAAAAUGCAGGAGAGGUUUGGACCUGAAUUCAACAUCAUGCCAUUUACGUAUAUUUUGCCGCAAGACAGGGAAGAGUUGUUGGAAUAUUUGGAUGAUGAGCCACAUCGACAUGUUAUCAUUAAGCCACCAGCGUCAGCUAGAGGAACGGGAAUUCAAGUGACACGCAAAGAAAAGGAGAUUCCUGUGAAUACUUCGCUUGUUGCCCAACACUACGUUGAUCGGCCGUUAACAAUCAACAAAGCGAAAUUCGAUCUGCGCCUCUAUGCAUGUAUUCCGAGUCUCGAACCGUUGCGAGUUUAUAUUUACGAUCAAGGAUUGGUCCGUUUUGCCAGUGUACCAUACUCUUCGAGUAUUUCAUCAAUUUCUAACAAAUAUAUGCACCUGACUAAUUAUAGUAUCAAUAAGCUUGCUGAAAAGGACGGUGUUGCUAAUAAACCAGUUCCGAAAUGGACAUUAACACACCUUUGGGAAUGGCUUGAAGAGCGUAAUGUCCCAUCAGAUGUUGUUAGGAAACAAAUCGAAGAUGUGAUUGUGAAGUCAUUUAUUGCCACGGAAAAGCCUAUUCGGGACCAUAUGGGAAAAUUUUUGGACCACGGAUUCAUUUGCUACGAACUUUUUGGAAUCGACAUCUUGCUCGACGAGGAUCUCAAGCCAUGGCUUCUUGAAGUCAACAUUUCGCCAUCUCUGCAUUCGGGAACUCCACUCGAUGUUGCUGUGAAAGCCCCACUCGCAAAAGAUGUUCUCAACCUUGCUGGAAUCUACGUACCUAAAGAAGACUUUGAUCAUCCAGAGCAUUAUAUUACAAGGCCGCGGAAUGGACCUAAAUCUCGUGAACAGAUAAUAAAAGAAGCGUCUUGGGUGGCGGCGUAUCGUGAGCAACGGAAGGUUGACUCGAGGAUUCUUCGACGGCUGACACCUGAAGAUACCAGAAUGCUUGUCGAGUUUGAGGAUGAGCUCAAAAGAUCUGGAGGCUUCCGUCUUAUCUACCCUACUCCGCAUACAUCUCAUUUAGAAAGAUAUUUCGUUGAGCCUCUUUAUGCGAAUCUAAUGCUUCAACAGUGGCAAAUCGAACAAGAAUUCGAUCGUACGGCUGGCAUUCUGCGACUCGAGCAACUCUGCCGUCAGGGACACCUCAUUGCUGAUCAGAACUCACAAAAGAAAUCAAAUUUCGAACACGAAUAA